UUCACCACCGUUAACUGUUGAGAUUAUGUAUGAAAAACAAUUUUGUAGUUCUAAUAACUUUAGUAAUUGAUCGGCUUUCUAGGGGUUAGGUCUUACCAUGUUCAGGUGCAGAAGUUUAUUGCUUCUCGGAUCAUUGCUGAUAGCCAUAAUCGGUGGCCAUUCGGAAAGUUUUCCUUGUAAGUUGAGGGAUGCACAGUAUGGUAAGGUUUGCGUUUGCACGGCGGAUUAUUGUGAUUAUCUGGAGAAUCCUACGCUGAAAGAGGACCAAGAGUUUGCUUUAAUAUCCAGCACAAAGCAGGGAUUGCGUUUCGAAGUGAGCAAUGGCUACUUCGGUGCUAAGGAUAAGUAUACUAUAAAGGACUAUGAAGAGUCUUCUACUAAAAACUCAAAGGAUGACAACAAUGCUACGAUUAUAUCCCGGUUGAUUGAUGAGGCUUUGGCUGCAGUUUUCCCGCAGUCUAAAAAGGCCUCUGUGAGCACUUCACGAUCCGUGACGAUCAAACUGGAUCGUAGCAAGAGAUUUCAGAGAAUGGAGGGUUUUGGUGGCAGCUUUACCGGAGCUGUGUCAUAUUUGGUGGAGAAUUAUAAGGAGCAGAAAAUUCAGGAUCAUCUCUACAAGUCAUUUUAUGCUGACGACGGCUUGGGAUUCAAUUUGUUGCGAGUCGCCAUGGGAGGCUGUGACUUUGAUUUGCAAGCCUGGGCCUACAAUGAAAAACCCGAGAAUGACACCAAACUGACCAACAUGGAUAAACUGGACGAUCGUGAUGUCAUUCGCGUGGAACAGAUUAAACGUAUGAGGGAUGUCUCUGGUGUGAAAAAACUUAGAAUUAAAGGUGCUGCCUGGAGUGCACCGCCAUGGAUGAAGACUAAUAACAGAUGGACUGGAUUUGGGCUCCUCAAGCGUGAAUACUAUCAGACUUGGGCCGAUUAUCAUCUGAAAUGGGUGGAUUUGAUGGAGAGCAAUGGUCUACCGAUCUGGGCCAUUUCCACUGGAAAUGAGCCAACGAAUGGAGUGUUUUUCAUGUUCUUUGUCAAGUUCAUGAGCUUGGGCUGGACGCCGCAGUCUCAGGCCAUCUGGCUGAACGAUCAUCUUGGACCAACCUUGCGUAAUUCCAAGUAUAAGGAUAUCGUUUUAUUUGGCAACGAUGAUCAGCGGUACACGAGUCCAUACUGGUUCCAAAUGAUGAAUCGCACUCGUCCAAAUUCAAUUAAUUAUCUUGAUGGCGUAGCGCUCCAUUGGUAUUGGGAUGAGAUAUUUGGUAGUAGUUUCGUUGACAAGACUAACGAUUAUAUGGCCGAUAAGAUACACAUCAUCUCUGAGUCGUGUAUCGGCGAUAAGCCGUGGCAACAAGCAAAACCCCUCAUUGGUAGCUGGGAUCGUGGUGAAAAGUAUGCCCGCUCGUGGUUGUCUCAUCUGAAGGAUAACUUCCAUGCCAUGGUUGACUGGAAUAUCAUUUUAGAUGAGGAAGGUGGACCCAAUUAUGUCAGCAAUACAGUUGAUGCUCCUGUUGUUGCCAACACAACAACGUACACUGAGUUCUACAAACAGCCCAUAUUCUAUAUCCUCGGUCAUUUCUCCAAGCUAGUGCCCGAAGGCUCUGUCCGUAUCGAGGCGAUUCCCAGCAAUGUUAACCUCGAUGCCGUUGCCUUUAUGCGACCCGAUGACAAAAUUGCCGCUGUAUUCUUUAAUAGUGGUCGGGCUGAUCUUGAUAUUAUAAUUGUGGAUAGUGUUCGUGGAAAUGUAACGCUUAACAUUCCAGCAAAGUCUAUACACACUUUACUUUACAACUGAAACUAAGAAAUAACAGUAAAACAUAAAUUCUUAA
Molecule: messenger RNA, 1826 nt
Organism: Drosophila innubila
Lineage: Eukaryota; Metazoa; Arthropoda; Insecta; Diptera; Drosophilidae
Product: lysosomal acid glucosylceramidase
Exons: 4
Coding region: 98-1792 (564 amino acids)
Biological process (GO): glucosylceramide catabolic process
Molecular function (GO): glucosylceramidase activity
Source: RefSeq, a predicted model, not a curated record